AUGAAAAAACUCAUCCUGGGAACAUUCGGUAAUCAAGCGACUCCAUUUUGUAUAUAUUCAUUUGAAAAUAAGGAAAACAACAACCGUACCAAAGUUACAGAGAAGACGGAGAAUGACACACUCUUCUAUUGCUUGGAAGAGAUCAAUACCGUUUUUUUGAAUGGUCAAUUACCACAGUCCUUUUUAACAGCAAAUCUGUCAAGAAAGAUAGAAGAUGACGAUAAUCACUUACCAACCCAUAAAGAAGGCAAAACAUUCACAUCGAUUACAGCACAACUGCAAAGAAAAUAUCUCGAUUGGAAUAUGAAGGAUUUUAUGAAGAAUAAAGAAACAGGCGCAAUAUUCAUCAAACCUAGCUCUUUAUUACCGAUCGCACGUUUUUAUAAUGCUUAUUGUCUCGCCGAAUUAUGUAAAUUGACAUUGAAUGAAAUACAAGCAUUUGUGGCAGCGCCUUUAUUCAAAGUGAUACAGUGUCCCAAUUGGCACUAUCGGCACUACGAAGAAUUGCCAUGUCACUUCAGUCUAGAAUCGCUGAGUGCUGAUGAAGUGGACUUUUAUGUCGUCGACCAGAGAGCUCAACAAAGCUCCAUAAAUUUUAACAUCACUACAAAUUCUGCAGCCGAUAUGGCAUCUUCAGUAGCGGCAAAUAAUCAUUAUCAUGCCAGACCGAAAACGUCAACCUCUGCGAAGCAAUCACCACCUUUAACAUAUUCGACAUCUUCCAUUUGUAAAUGGUUUACAUGCAAUACAGACAUCGAUACAAGUCUGAAACAUAAAAUGAACAAUAUUUUCAUUAUCAAAUUACAGCAACAGGCAAUCAUUGAGACACGACUACGUAAAACCGCCUUCGAAAAUCGUAUCCCAUUGGAAGACAGUAUUACAACCAUGCGUUCGUAUACAGUAAACACCUCCAUCAUAAAUGAUGACAGCUUUAGAAAUUAUAAAAGACGAAGCCGGCAAAAGAAGUUAGCCAAUACUGAUAACAUCACAAUACAUACUGAAAUAAGCUCUGUGUCAAACAGCACUCUUGCUCCUUUCUCUACUUCAACAAUUGCUGGCCAAUUUGAACAACCUAACACAACUACAAAAAUUCUUGCUGUUCAAAACAGUAGUAAUAUAAAUACCAAAGAACAAAGCAAUAGGAGUCCCCAGCCCUCCCUUAGUGCUUCACCGCCUAUCACCCUAGUCAAUACUUGCAGCAGCAGCAACACUUAUAAUGCCGUAGGUAUAAAGAGAAAGCAAUCAACAUUUACGUCAGCUUCCACACUCGUUGCUCCAGUACUUCAAGAACCAAAAGAGAAUACACUGGCUGUUGCCUUUUCUUCUGAUGACAGCGCUUGUAAUGGCACUAAUAAUAGCAACAAAAGGCGCAAAAAAGAUUUAUAUUCCUCUACUGUUGAUCCUUACCAUGUGUUACCAGCAGUAGUAGAAAAAGAACGCGGUAUUGAUAACCUUUAUUUAUUAGCCACUCAAGCAGCACAAUUAAUACCCUUACCACUUUCACCCGAAGGUUCCCCACCUUUAUCUUCACCGACCUUUUAUGAACGUUCGCCAACAAACGUACAGGUACCAUCAUGUCUACCGUCCAUCCAGACCAUUUUUCCAGAUUUAAAAAAUCAACAGCAAUCACCAAUCGAACACUAUUGUUUACCUCACUCUACUGAUAAUCUCCAAAGCCAAUAUACGCAACAGCAGCAACAGCAGCAGCAGGGGAAGGGGACUUCUUUGGUAGUAUCUCCAGUUUCUCAUUCUUAUUGUCACCUUUAA
Mycotypha africana is the source of this 1767-nucleotide messenger RNA. RefSeq lists its product as uncharacterized. The record is from RefSeq and is a predicted model, not a curated record. The transcript has a single exon. Lineage: Eukaryota; Fungi; Mucoromycota; Mucoromycetes; Mucorales; Mycotyphaceae. The coding region runs from base 1 to 1767 and encodes 588 amino acids.